Molecule: messenger RNA, 6193 nt
Organism: Diorhabda sublineata
Lineage: Eukaryota; Metazoa; Arthropoda; Insecta; Coleoptera; Chrysomelidae
Product: helix-loop-helix protein delilah-like
Exons: 1
Coding region: 198-878 (226 amino acids)
Molecular function (GO): protein dimerization activity
Source: RefSeq, a predicted model, not a curated record
CAGCUUGAUUUCAUCCGGUGAACACCGUAUUAAAAGUUGAGCUCCGAUACUUGACCACUCGCGGACGAUACCAACAGUCAGUGAGAACAGAAACUUUUCAUCAAUUUAACGGAAUCUUACGAAAAGACUCCAAUAGUCAAUCACGAAAGUUACUUAUAAUCAAAUUUUUGGUGUUGUUAAGUGUUUAAGUGACAUAAAUGAACUCGUUACUACAGUACAGUAAUCUUUCCGAGCGUCUUAGCUCGCAACUACCUGAAAUAAAUUUUUCGGACGACAACAACAAUAAUCAUGAUUUCGAGAAUACUGCUCCUACAAAAGAGGAUAAAUAUUCUCUUAGGCCGAGAUCUUUGAGAAGGGUGACAGAAAACGCUAAAGAGUCCUUAGGAGAAACUACUCACCGACAAAGUAAGACGCAUAAACCUAAACAAAAAGCGGCACCUUUAAGUAAAUAUAGGCGAAAAACCGCUAACGCCAGAGAACGUAAUAGAAUGAGGGAAAUUAAUCAAGCUUUUGAAACAUUGAGGAGGAUAAUACCUCACAUGCAGGCGACACACAUACCUGGUGCUAACGAGAAGUUGACAAAAAUAACUACACUGAGAUUAGCUAUGAAAUAUAUUUCGACCUUAAGCGCAGCUUUGAAUGGCUCUACCGAAAUUGAAUCUUUAUCUGAUUAUAGUGACUUUGAUUGUCUGUUUCUUGAAUCGGACGGAGAAUCGAUUUCAGAUCACUCGGGAUCGUUGCUCACAUCCCCUGAUUUUCCGGAACCAUCAUUAUCACCUGUGGAUUUCGGUGAUCCUUCUUUACCUGCACUACUACAUACCGACUUUACUGAGCAUUCUUUAGAACCUGCUGAUUUUAGUGAUUUUCUAUUAACGUAACAACUAGUGAGUCCUUAUAAUUUUAGUGUUUAAUUAAAUCAAUCAAUUUGAUCACUUUCUUAGGAAAAAAUCACAGGUAAAUUACAAGAAAAUCGAUAAUGCUCUAAUUAACGUAUUAUUUCAUAUAAUCACUAUAAUUACUAUGAAAACGUUAGAUUUGAGACAAUAGUUUCUCAAUUCCUUAUUUAUUCACAAGUAAUUUUUUAGUUUAAACCUUAAAGAAUGUGUUGAAAUUGAAUAGUUUCUUCUAAGAAAUCGAUGUACAUAUGAUGUAAGUAAAUCUUCAAGAACACAGUAUUUUUUAGUAGAAAACAAAAAAAUUGAAAAUUAUAUAGUUGGGUUUUCGGAUAGAGAACCUAUCAUCUUCGAAAUUUUCGGUAUUUAAAUAGUUUGAGAAGAAUAUUCGAAUAGAUAAAAACUAGGCGCACACUUUGGUCAUUCGGAUAAAACUGAUAAUUACCCAAUGUAUACAUUGAAUAGAUAAAGAAAAUAUUUAUAUCCAAUUUAUAUUUAUAAUUAUUUUAAGUCAUGUAGUUUGUGAAUCAGAUUUUCAUUUAAUUCAAUUAGAAUAUUUUUAAUUCUACGUUACUAUCUGAUAUUGAUUUACAUACAAUGUCUACACAGUGUAUGACAAUUUUUAUGAUCAUUACGAAAAAAUGUUCUCCAUAAAGUGAUUUGCAUGGUACUGUACAUGAUAUUUUUCAAUAGUAUACGAUAUAAAUUCACCUUUUAAAUUGUUAGAAAAAUUAUUGAUGAUUAUGUAUUAAUGAAAAAAAUAACUCUGUACAUAGUACAAGCAAAAUUACUGUUAAUAAAAAUGCUAUCCUGUCAAAUAACAACUUCGUUUCGAAAUUAUAGCACCUAUUCAAAUAAUUAUUGUAUUAAUGCACUAAAUGGUCUUGAUUUUAAGUCUCUUCUGUUUUAAAAUUGAUCUUUUUUUAAUAAUUUCAGGAAGAAAGACAAAAUUUGACGUUUUAACUUUUCUUUUAGUCUUAAAGAGAAGUCGAAACAUUUAAUCUUCCCUCUAAAAAUUAUUGAAAAAAAUUUAAUUUUAAAACAGAAGAGAUCUAAAAUCAAGAACAUUUAGAUGCAUUAUUUAUUAAAAGGUGUAGGAAAUGACAAAUUGAGGAAAUAAUUAUUGUAUAUACAUAUAAAUAAAUAUCAGGAAUAAAAGACAGUGUGUGUAUUUCAAGUUUGAGAAGAAUUUGAGGUGCUUUAAUACCUUUAAAUUCAAAUAAAACUAGUGUAACAAGAUAGCGGGAAGAAUGUGAUAAAAUUUUGAAUUAUGCCUAAUAGUAGACACCAAACUUUGAACAUCAACUAUUAUUCGUUUUUUAUUGGGAUAAGAGAACAAAAAUCUAAUUUCUUAUUGUAAUUUCUAAAUUUCAUUGUAUAAAUAGGCCUUAAUUUAUAUGGGUGGAACUUUGAAACUCUUCCGCCUAUAAAAUGAAGUUACAUCUUAACUUCAGUGCUUCACUUUUGAUCGGGUUCAUCUUCAAUUUAUCUUUCUAACUUAAAUUCGUUAAUAAUUCUUAUUGUAUUGUAUAUUUUCGACAUUACUGGUACAUGAGUGGAAAAAAUUCUUGCCAGAGGGCUGUAAAUAGCUUGUUUUAGUUAAAACUUUUGUGGACACGUUGUACAAUUCAAAAAUUAGAAUUUGCAAACAAUAUUGGGUGGACGGUGAAUUCAUCAGAAUCAAAAGAAAUUUUUGCUUUCUAUCCUUUUAUAUGUCGCUCACUAAUCCUUACAUUUCUUUCUUCCUUCAAUAGAUCUUUAGAUAUUUUCUAUUACUUUUCAUUAGGUACUCAUGUUUUAUAUCUUCCUGUUGGUUUAAUUCACUUCGUAUCAUUCACUUUCUUAUUCUAUAUCAUUUUCAUUGUUUCAUACCUCCUACAAUUCCCAAAAUCUUGAUUAUGAACAGAACGUUCUUAGUGAACUGUUCACUGUUACGCAUGACGUGCGUUUCGAUAAGUAAGUUAUAGUCUUCAGUGACUAACUGCAAAUCAAACAAUGUUGUUCAAUGUAUGAUGUUAUUUUAAUGAAAUUGUUGAUAAUAGUAUCACCAACGGUUCUAGCUAUUUCAACGGUUCAUUCAUUUCUUAAUAAGGUGAAACGAGAUUCAAAACUUUCAAUAUUUGGUGAGAGAAACAAUAUAAUCGGAUCUACGGAUUAUAGAAUGUUUGAUGCUUAUUGAUUAUUAUAAAAUAGAUUAAAAUUAAUUAACAUAAAUCAUGAGAAUUUUUUAAACAAAGCUAGUAUAUCCAGGCAACUCAACCAAAAUCUUGUGAAUUAUAUUUCUGUAGCUCACGUUCGAGAAAGGCACAUGAGAUUAUGAGAGUUUUUUGAUAAAUGUACGUGAUUUUUCUCAAUAAUACAUCAAGUUAGUCUCCAUUACAAAUAGAGAGGUUCAAUUCAUUGGUAAGAUCUCAAAAUCACAUUUUGGAGCUUACUACUUAUCAAUAAUAAUAAAUUCUUGAAAUCUGUACAUAAUACCAAAAUGAGAAUGCUUAUAUUUUGAUAUGAACCUUUGUUACGUUAUAAGGAGUCCUUUAAGAGGUAUGUACACAUUUAUCGUAGGUGACAGUUUCUAAAUUAUUGUAUAUGAAACAGAAAAAUUUCAUUUUAACUUAUAGAACUUUGUAACAUAAAGCGAUAACUCUAUAUACAUAACGGAAACUAGAGCUUUUCAAAAUUAAUUCCUUUUUUAUAUGGAGCACACUGUUUUUUAUGGAGCAUGUAGGCUCUUCGAAUGUGUAUUUUCAAUGUCUGUUAAGCAUUUACUACACUCCAAGUACAUAACAAAGUUAUUCCAUCAAGUUUAUUUGUGAAAUAAUAUGUGUAAAUAAAAUUUAAUAUAAUGUCAAUCGCUUACCGUUUGCAUAUUUAAUUUUUUCAGAUUCGCUUCAUCAGAUUUUUUCGAUAAAUGAAAAAUAUUUAACAUAAUUAGAUUAUAUGUUAAAAAAUGGUGGAGAUGAUUUGAGUAUCGGUUGAAUGUAACAAAUGCUAUUUGUUUGCGUCUUAAGUUUAUCAUCAACGAUUUUUAGACCACAAGACACUCAAAAAAUAAGCAUUUGCGGAAGUAGAGAAACUAACAUCUAAUUAAAAAAAUUGUUAUGAGAAUAGUCGUGAUCGAGGAAAAUAAAAUGAAAAAACUGCUAACUAAUGCAGGUGAUCUAUCUACAAAUCUCAACUUUGGUUCCAAUAUAGCAAGACAUUAGUCGUGACAGAUUGAAAGAAUCCGUAAAAAGCUCAUUUAUAGAAUGUGAAUUUCAUGAAGAAAGAUAAAGCAAAUUUCCAUAAAAAUAAAUGUAAAUAUUUGCUUCAUUAUCAAACGCUUCAUAAUACAAAUGUCUCCACCGUAAUUAUUAGUGGAGGUGACGUGUAUUGUUAGAUAACCAUGUGAGAGGAUACCUCUUUGAUAUAAGACUAGCUAGUGUGGUUUAUUCAAAUAUUUUCAUAACAUAAUUUACAAUAUUCAUUCCAAAUACUUCUUAAUUUUAUGAGGAAACCUUCGAAAUGCAAGCUAGAGCUACGGCGAUUUCAAGGUACAUAAAUAAAAAGGCCAAUGACUCACUAAUAGAAUGUAAUAGAUUAAUAUCAAGCAGGUUUAACAAUAGAUAUCACAAAAUACCUACUAAGUAUCAAAUUAUACAAUAAAAAAAUGAAAGUUAUUACAAUAAGGUUCAGAGUGUUAAUUAACCUACGAUUUCCAUAUAAACAUGUCCAUAUAUCUUAAAGUAUUCUGCAUAAUGAAUUGAAACCUCAAAAGGGUUCUCAUUCAAAAAACCAUUUGUAGCACUCUAUAGUUAAGAAUCAAUCUAUGAAUGGUGAAUGAGAAAAUGAAUACAAAGUGUUUUAACAAUCUAGUGAAUGUCGAACAACUAAUUUCAUCAAAUUUCAACUUCCAAUAGAAAUACUUUUUCAUUGUCAUCAGUUGUAGAAAACUCAUUGUCGGCAUAUUUUCAUAGAGUACAAAAAUGUUGGAUCAUUAACCCUGACGAUAAGUUUCACCCUGGCAUCUAGACACUACUGUAAACAUUAUGAACUGAAUCGGAUUUUUUAAAGUCCAUUUUUUUCCAUUUUUAGAUUUUGCUGAUUUUGUAGUCUAAAGACCAGAAUACAUCGACUUUUGUUAAAAGAGCGAUUUUAUCAUGAAUGGAAAUACGUCAAAUUAGCAUUUAAAUUUUUUGGUUUACUUUGAAAGGGCGCAAGUCUAGAAAAGUUUUUUUAAAGGCGUAAGCCAUUUCCUCUAAGGAUUUUGUUGUUUGAUUUCUGCACUCAUUACAAGGUUAAGAAAAGCUUCUAUCUAUCACCUGAGCUAAAUCUUAAAACGAUGUGAAAGCUUGAUGUGAAGUCAUACUUUAAAUAAUGUAGCUAAACCAGCGGCAGUUGCAGAGGUUAUGCUACAUAAAUCAAGAAGUAAAAAAUUUCACUCAGCACGAACAAUCACAAGAAGGAAAACAUAAAGAACAUAUUUUGUCGUUAUCAUUUGAUUAUAUGAACUGUAUCUAUUCCUAAGACUCCCGUUCAGGUAGUCUGUCAAUUGCUUUGAGAUACAUAAUCUUAAGAGUAUCAACAGAACAUUACUCUUGUACCAAGAGGGUGUAGCAUGAAAAAGCUCUAAUGAGGUUUGCUCUUUUCUUAAUGAAUACCAAAAAUCAGUACCAAGCCCAUACACUGAGCUUCGUCUGUUCAGUGGUAACUGUUCAGGCCAAACAAAAACUAAGCGAUGUCAAGGUUUUGCUUAUACCUGACAGAUUCAGGUCAUUUCUAGAGGGUCACUCAGUAUUUCCAUGUUCGCGGCCAUAGUUUUCUUCCGUGUAGCAGAGAUAUCUAAGACUUUAAAGAAACAUAACCCCAUUUUUGAUAAUAUAACUCGCAUAAUUUUGCAAAACUCAUCACGAUUUAAUAAGUUUUCUGUUCUAGGGGUUACAUCAUCUGACAUAGUUUCAGAUUUCAAAAAAUUACAAAAUAAGUCUUAUACUAAAUCAUGUAUAUCACAAGACAGGAAAGGAAAAAACAGAGAUAAGAAGGAUACAAUGUACUUUCAAAUCAGUACUCUCGGAUGUUCGUUUAUGAAUCUAUGUUAAAAGGAUGUGUUAAAGCCUACCCUACAAUAAAUGGUAUUAUUCAUCACAACUUUUUACUGGCUAACACGCAGAUACUCUCUCCCCACUUUCGGUUAAGGCUUACCAAGGUCGAGUGCCAAUAAAAAUUGAAAAGAUAGAAGAUAUUAAAAAACUGAAAGCCCACUUCUCAGACGCGCUUCGGGGAUUUUUCGAAGAAAUUUGUGAUCAUUGCAACUUGAUUUUUUA